AAGUCGUCGUUUCCUUGACGGUUGUCUUUAUCGCUGAUCUUCGAAAAGCCAGUGCAAUAGACCUUAGUCUAAAUCGCUCUCGACGUUUAUAGAUUUAGGUUUAGCUAGUCAUGGACGACUUUGAUAUGCUCAGUGCACCGCAGAGUGAUGCGGGGAAUGGGGUCGGGGCAGAGGAGGACCCUGCCGCGGCUUUUCUUGCCCAGCAGGAGAGUGAAAUCGCGGGCAUAGAAAACGACGAGGGCUUCAGUAUCCUGGACGGCGGAGAGGUUCCGCCAUCACUCGGCCAUGACCUGACCGACCAGGACAACAACGGUGGGGCCAUAAACGGAGAGGUGCAUGAGAGUAAUGGCCCCUUGGAUGCAUACGCCGCCAUCUCCAGUGCUGACCGUCUGCAGGCAGAGCCCGAGAGCCUACGCAAGUGGAGGGAGGAGCAACGCGACAGGCUGGAGGCACUGGACGCCAACUCGCGCAGGCAGGAGACGGAGUGGAAGGAGAAGGCCCGGGUGGAGCUGGAGGAAUGGCACGCAAGACAGGAUGAGCAGCUCGCCAAGAUCAAAGUCAGCAACAGGGUUUUGGAUGAAGACUUCUACAAACAGCCCUUCGCUCACCUGAUUGGUUAUGUCACUCAUAUUAACCAUCCUUGCUACCGCCUAGACCAGGCGGCUGAGGAGGCCAUGGCGUCUGAGCUGGACGAGAACAACCCAGGGACGGAGUGGGAGCGCGUGGCGCGCCUCUGUGACUUCAACCCCAAGUCCAACAAGCAGGCCAAGGACGUCUCGCGCAUGCGCUCCGUCCUCAUCUCCCUCAAACAGGCCCCGCUGGUUCGCUAGGCCCCACCCACCUCCACACUCCCCACAGAACCACAACUCCCAGCAGCCCGUGGGCCUUGCCACGUCACGUUGGGUCAGUGACGCUGCCCAAUCCUUCUGGCUGUGGUCCUGAAGGUUUUGAGACCCAUUUUCGUAUACAAAUAAUCUAUAUUAUAUCCUUACAUUAUGAUAUAGAUAUAUCUGCAUAUGUUUGUUUUUUUUUAAAUAUAUAUAUAAUAUUCCACCUAUAAUUAUAUACAUAUAUAUAUAAUGAAGCUUUUCAGAUUGGAUUUAUUUUUAUUUUAUUUUUUUGCUGUCUCUCACGGACCAAACUCCAUAACUGUGGUGUUCCUCUUUUCAUUUCCAGAGCGCAUGUGGCAUUAUGAGUUUAUCCAUGUAUGCAUUUCCUCUCUGAGCUGUCCAGGAAUGAAGUAAAAUAUGUUGUGUAUGUUGUUUUACAGGCCGUAGGGGGGUGUUUUGUGUGCGUGUGUGUGUGUGUGUGUGUGUGUACAUUUAAGAAGACUCACCCGUUUGUACACUUUGUGUUAGGAAUGGACACACAGCUGGUGGUUCAUGAGCAAACGUAAACUGAUUGUUGUAACUUUGUCGUUCUCUAAACCUGAUUCUGUGAUUCUGAAUAAACAUGCUUUAAGCCUGGUA
This is a messenger RNA of Electrophorus electricus (electric eel), 1469 nucleotides long. It is a transcript of the gene clta, whose product is annotated as clathrin, light chain A. The record is from RefSeq and is a predicted model, not a curated record. Gene Ontology annotation, cellular component: synaptic vesicle membrane; clathrin coat of trans-Golgi network vesicle; postsynaptic endocytic zone cytoplasmic component. Gene Ontology annotation, molecular function: clathrin heavy chain binding; structural molecule activity. NCBI's taxonomy places the organism in Eukaryota, Metazoa, Chordata, Actinopteri, Gymnotiformes, Gymnotidae. Gene Ontology annotation, biological process: intracellular protein transport; clathrin-dependent endocytosis.